AGGGAGGCAAAGAAAGAAGGCCACGUGACCACGCCUUGCAGCCGGACUCACGUGGGCCGAGCGAGGGGAGAGGGAGGUGCAGCGGCGGGGGCCUAUCGGGAGAGGAGGUGGGGCGGUCACGUGGGCGGUCCGUACGCGAGCAGCCAGCAGGGCUUCCGCUUCCGGUCGGUGCGCGCGGCGGCCCCGUGAGGAGCGAUGCGGCCGGGGCCGGGGGCGGCCCGCGGGGGGGAGGCCGGGCCGCGGCGGGCGGGGCCGCUGAAGCUGUCGGUGGGGAAGACGCAAGUCGGCAGCGGUAAAAAGAAGAAGAAGAAGAAGAAGAUGGCGAAGCAGCUCUGGCGGCGCGCGGAGGAGGAGGAGGCGGCGCGGCGCGGCCGGCAUCUGCGGGCCCUGUCCGGAGCCACGGGCGCGGAGCGGGAGCUGGAGGAGCUGCUCUUCGGGGACUGUCUCGCCGCCGAGGAGGGCGAGCUGCUGCAGCGCCUGGCCGGCCCGCGGCAGCACGCUGCUACAGAGGGAGGAAGCCUUCUCAGAGACUCCAGCGAUUCGGAGGUAGAGAAUGAAGCGAAAAGCACUUUCGUGUCUAAAGCGCCGGCCUGGGUGGAUGAGGAUGAUGAAGCUGAGGAAAAGGUUGAUAUGACACACAGGUACAGGAGAGAUUUGAUGAAAAGUGAUGCUGAGAAAAUUCUUACCAAGAAAAAGCUGAAAAUAAGACUUGAAGAGCAAUUUCAGCGAGCUAUGGGAGGAGUUCCUGCCUGGGCUGACAGAGAAAACAGGAAGAAAUCCAAGACGACUACAAGUGAUAGUGGCAGUGAUGAUGAUGAUGAUCUGCUAUGCAGAACUGGUAAUUUCAUAUCAACCUCGGAAUCCCUGCCAAGAGGUAUUUUGGAGAUGAAGAGCUGCUUGCCUGCUAAUCAGGAACGUCUUGCUGAUGGAAAACUGUCAACUGUGCAGUUCCAUCCGUCUGCUCAAGUUGUUAUGACUGCUGGACGUGAUCGAUCUGUGUCACUCUUUCAGGUUGAUGGUAUAAGGAAUCCAAAAAUACAGAGCAUCUAUUUAGAGAGUUUUCCGAUCUAUAAAGCUCGUUUCAGUGCUGAUGGAGAACAAGUUAUAGCCACUGGUACUCAUCAUAAAAUGUUUUACGUGUACGACAUGAUGGGUGGAAGCAUUAUUCCUGUACAUCAAGUAAGAGGCAUGGAGGACAAAUUUGUCAAAAACUUUGAAGUCUCUCCAGAUGGAUCAUUUAUGCUUCUAACUGGAACUUCGGGUUAUCUUCACUUGCUGUCAAUGAAGACAAAGGAACUGAUCAGCACUAUGAAGGUAAAUGGAAGAUCCACUGCCUCUGCUUUCACUUCAGACAGCAGUAAAAUAUAUAGCUAUUCAAAGGAAGGUGAAGUUUUCAUUUGGGAUGUAAGAAGCAGAAAGUGUCUACACAAAUUUGAAGAUGAAGGUUCUUUGGAAGGAAAGUGUAUUGCUGUUUCAAAAAAUAACCAAUAUGUGGCAUGUGGUUCAGUUUCUGGAGUUGUAAACUUAUAUACUACUGAUGUCUGUCUCAAAGAAAAUAAUCCUAAACCAGUUAAAGCCAUAAUGAAUCUAGUUACAUCUGCUACAUCUGUGACCUUCAGUCCCACCACGGAAAUCUUGGCUGUGGCUUCCAAUGAAGCUGAUGAGGCUGUCAAAUUGAUACACAUUCCGUCAUAUACUGUAUUCUCAAACUUCCCAGUGUUCAGAAGAAAACAAAUUUAUCUUACUCAGUCUAUGGACUUUUCUCCUAGAAGUGGAUUUUUCUCUAUAGCAAACAACAAAGGCAAAGCUUUAUUAUAUAGGCUGAAACAUUAUUCAGAUUUUUAAAAGAUAGAGGAGAAAAUGGGCUCGUAACUCAGGUGUUGUAACCUGGAACUACAAGAAUGGAACUACAUAAUCAAGCAAAUUUUUUAUAUGGAAGUUGAAAAAUAAUAUAACUUUUAUGGUUUUUUGAAUGUUUUUACUUAAUAAAUGUACCUGAUAAGUUUCCAGGCAUGUUAUUUCAACUUUUUCAUUUUUUUUUGCAUAAGCAAAUGACUAUAGAUUUUAAUGGUUGAUACUCAAGUUAAUGUCUUAAAAAAAAUGCUUAAUGUCUUUAGUUAUUAUGAGAAUGUAAAGUAUUGCACUGUUAAUACAAGUAUUGGCUUUACGUGAAGUGUGAGCUCUGCUUUGUGCAUUUGGCUUGAGCUUUGCCACCAGCCAGAUCCCUUUGUGGCUGGAAACACGGUUUUGCUGACCGGGGGGAGCAAAGAAGUAACCUGAAGAACCCCGUUGGUGCAAUGGGCCAGCUGUGGGUUAGGAGGAAUGCCAGCCACCAUCAUUUGUGCUUAACGUCUCACAAAUAUCACGAAGCAAACUGUUGUACUGUUGUUUUAAUUCUUCAGGAAGGCUCCAUUCUUACCUUUCUGUGAAAGUAAAGCAUCCUGAAUCAC
Molecule: messenger RNA, 2450 nt
Organism: Cygnus olor (mute swan)
Lineage: Eukaryota; Metazoa; Chordata; Aves; Anseriformes; Anatidae
Gene: UTP18
Product: UTP18 small subunit processome component
Exons: 14
Coding region: 196-1845 (549 amino acids)
Biological process (GO): rRNA processing
Cellular component (GO): Pwp2p-containing subcomplex of 90S preribosome; small-subunit processome
Molecular function (GO): protein binding
Source: RefSeq, a predicted model, not a curated record